Sphaeroforma arctica JP610 is the source of this 320-nucleotide messenger RNA. RefSeq lists its product as hypothetical. The record is from RefSeq and is a predicted model, not a curated record. The transcript has 2 exons. The annotation marks the transcript as partial. Gene Ontology annotation, cellular component: mitochondrion. Lineage: Eukaryota; Ichthyosporea; Ichthyophonida.
GUACGGAUAUAACUGAAGCGUUUGAGGCCAGUCAUAUAGAUCCCAAGGUACAACAACUGUUGAGAAAGUUUGAAAAAGGGCCUGCAAAGGGAUCGAGGAAAAGCCCGUACACGUUUGCAGACGAUGGAUUCUAUCAAACACUCAAGCGACGUGUGUACGAACUCUUGAAGAACACGCCCGAGGGCCCCAGUCAGAUAUCGAAGAAAGUUAUGGAUGGUACCGCACUUUCUUUCGGUAUCCUUGCGUUGCUCGCUGGUUAUUUUCAGUCUACUCUGGCUGCCGCAUUGGCUGGUGCACUACUUGCGUACGUAUUCUGUUAA